GCCACCCUCCCGCACGGUGCCCCGCGAGCCAGGCCGAGGCCGCCCCUUGGCACAGCACCCGGGCCYGGGAGGAGGACGCCCCGCAGGGUGGCGCGGGCUGGGGCCGGGGCAACCGCCUCCCGAAGAUGCAGGAUGGCACCAGAGCCGCCGCCGCCCCGCGCGUCCUACCGCACCACGGGCUCCACCUGUCUGCACCCGCUCAGCGAGCUCCUGGGCAUCCCGCUGGACCAGGUGAACUUCGUGGCCUGCCAGCUCUUCGCCCUGCUCGCCGCUCUCUGGUUCCGCCUCUACCUGCAUCCUGCUAAGAGCAGCCCCGCCGUCCGGCAUGCCUUCGCCACCAUUUUGGGCACUUACUUCGUCAUCUUUUGCUUUGGCUGGUACUCCGUACAUCUUUUUGUGCUGGUGUUAAUGUGUUAUGGAAUCCUGGUCACCGCAAGUGUAUCCAGUAUACACAGAUACACUUUUUUUGUGGCGAUGGGAUACCUUACAAUAUGUCACAUCAGCCGAAUAUACAUCUUUCACUAUGGAGUGCUCACKACAGAUUUUUCGGGGCCCCUGAUGAUCAUCACUCAGAAGAUCACAACCCUGGCUUUCCAAGUCCACGAUGGAUUAGGUCGAAGAGCUGAAGACCUUUCUGCUGAGCAACAUCGACUUGCAAUAAAAGUGAAGCCCUCUUUUUUGGAAUACUUAAGUUACCUUCUCAAUUUCAUGAGUGUCAUCGCUGGCCCUUGCAAUCAUUUCAAGGACUAUGUAGCAUUCAUCGAAGGGAGACAUACCCACAUGAAGUUGCUGGAAGUGAACGGGAAGCACAAAGAUUUCCACAGCUUGCCAGAGCCUUCUCCAACUGGAGCUGUGAUGCACAAGUUGUGUGUCACGCUGGUGUCUCUCCUGCUGUUCCUGACGCUCACCAAGACCUUCCCGGUCACCUGCCUGGCCGAGGACUGGUUUCUCCAGAAGGCAGACUUCCCGACGCGUCUCUGCUACCUGUAUGUCGUCAUGCAAGCCUCAAAGCCCAAGUAUUAUUUUGCGUGGACGUUGGCUGAUGCGGUGAACAACGCGGCUGGCUUUGGGUUCAGUGGCGUGGAUAAGGACGGCAGGUGCUGCUGGGAUCUGCUGUCCAACCUGAACAUCUGGAAAAUAGAGACUGCCACGAGUUUCAAAAUGUACUUGGAGAACUGGAACAUCCAGACGGCUGCGUGGCUGAAGUGCGUGUGCUAUGAGCGGGUUCCCUGGUGCCCUACGGUGCUGACCUUCGUCCUCUCCGCCCUCUGGCAUGGCGUCUACCCGGGGUACUACUUCACCUUCCUAACUGGAGUCCUCGUCACGUUAGCAGCUCGGGCGGUGAGGAACAACUGCAGACAUCACUUCCUUUCUUCCAAAGCUCUCAAGUGUGCGUAUGACCUGGUGACCUGGGCUGUCACUCAGCUGGCCGUCUCCUACACGGUGGCGCCCUUCGUCAUGCUGGCCGCGGAGCCUGCCCUCAGCUUGUACAGGUCCAUGUACUUUUACUUACACAUCAUAAGUCUCCUGAUCAUACUUUUUCUGCCAAUCAAACCACAAGCUCAUCUUCAAAGGCAGCCUCAGACCACAAAUUCUGUUAAUAAGAAGAAAACAGACUGAUACCUCCAAGAAAGCCGAACAAGUAAAAUUGUAAGACAUUGGGGAGACCAAGAAAGGGCUCGAAGGCUCUCCAGUGACUUAGAGGCCAUGUUUACAUGCUUUUUGUUUGUUUGUUUGUUUGUUUUAACUGCAGGGAGUAUUUUUGUGAAGCCUUUUUGUACAGUUACAUUGGCCAUGUGCAGUCUAUUUGUUUUAACAUUUUCUAGGACCUGUCAGUGGCUGGAGGUGGGGAGACAGUCCGUCUGGGCUGCCGGGUCUUUGCCUUACUGACAUGGUUUUCAUCUGCUGGACUCUGGAUGCCGCAGGCUGGGCAUUGGCUCCGGAAGUUAGAAGGUGAUUGCUGAGAAGAUGUCACAGACAUGGCGGUUCCUCAGCAGCUCCGACCCCUUUGAUGUGUGACAUUACUGGUUUGUGGAUACAGUGACUACACUCAGCAGACCCUGGAGGAGAGGGAUCAUGGAGGACUGCCCCUGAAAACUUGAAAUGAACUCAUGUGCCCUCAGAGAGGCUGCAUUUCCCCCAGGAAUGGAACCCUUUCCCUUCGUUUUUCCUGAACUGAGCCAAGAUAGGAAAUGAGUACCUCUCCCAUGAGUGCCCAGAGCCGCAGAGGGAGCUGCCAUUUCCGUUUCCCAUGCACCUGCUUCAAGAUGGCCCCAGGAGACACCGAGACCCCGUCCCAGGCAGCAGAAUGCCCUUUGAAGCAAUAAUCCCUUUAAAUCGAAAUUGAAAGUCACACAGAAGUUUGGUAAGAAGCAGAAGAUGAUUCCCUCGCUCCCCUCUUUUCAUGGAGGUGUUAAUGAUGGUGGCUGCAACGUCCACACAGGCUGAUUUUCCAUUUUUCCAUUUUGUAGCUGAUUAAAUCCAGCUUUGUUGAAGCUGACUUAUCAUAUAUUAGAAAGCAGAAAUUUAAAGUCAGUUUUCUUUUCUGUCUUUGUUAUGAAUGUACCAUGGCUCCUUUUGGGGACUACUAUUGGGUGGUGUUCUCUGUGGGAGAAGAAAACAUGCUAUUAGAUAUUGUGGAAAAUAAUGAAGAUAAUAAUGAAAUAUAUGCUGCAAUGAUGUGCCUUCAAUCAAACAG
This is a messenger RNA of Urocitellus parryii (Arctic ground squirrel), 2698 nucleotides long. It is a transcript of the gene Mboat1, whose product is annotated as membrane bound glycerophospholipid O-acyltransferase 1. Gene Ontology annotation, cellular component: membrane. Gene Ontology annotation, molecular function: acyltransferase activity. Gene Ontology annotation, biological process: lipid modification. The record is from RefSeq and is a predicted model, not a curated record. NCBI's taxonomy places the organism in Eukaryota, Metazoa, Chordata, Mammalia, Rodentia, Sciuridae.